AUGGCUGCAGAAAAUUUUUGUAGAUCAAUUUUAUCCUUGGGAAAAUAUCUACCUGUAUUAUUAGUAUUAAUUUUAAUUGGAUGGUCUUAUUAUGCAUUUGUAUUUAGAUUGUGUAUUCAUUAUGAAUUUAAUGAAAAUAUUACUCAAGUUCCAAUUGCAAUUGAGUAUUAUUCAGUUCAUCAUGAGGAUGAGUUCAUUCCAAGUAUAGAUUUGAAUAUAUCAUUUUUAAUCCUAGGUGGUGGUGUAUUUUCAAUAGGGUUAUUCGGGUUUUUAAUAUAUCACACUAAUUUGAUUUUACAUAAUCGAACUACUUUGGAAAGUUUAAAACAUUACAAAAUUACUCAUGACGUUGAAGAAGGUGAUAGAGAUGAUAGUGGUAGAGAUGAAAAUAUGUUAAAUAUAUUUGAUAUUGAUGAAUAUAUUUCUGAUGAAGAUAUAUUUACGAUGAAUAAUUUUGAAAAUAAUUUUGAUAGAGCAAAUUUUAUUCAAGUAAUGGGUCCAACUUGGUAUUUAUGGUUUUUUCCAAUUAAAAAUUCAUUGGGCGAUGGUAAAACUUGGCCAGUGAAUUAUGAAAAAUAUAAUGAAUUAUAUGGUUCUAGAACUUCAUAA
Molecule: messenger RNA, 609 nt
Organism: Diversispora eburnea
Lineage: Eukaryota; Fungi; Glomeromycota; Glomeromycetes; Diversisporales; Diversisporaceae
Source: the annotation of a GenBank genome assembly